UCAACCAAGAAGGGAAUUGAUAAACGGAUGUCAGUUUAACUGCUCCAAAGCUUCAAUUUUGGCGGGAAAGUUUCCAGCUUUAUGACCGUUACUGCAAGUCCUUGCUUGGGUAUCAAUGGGGGAUCAAUCAUAUUGUCAUGUCAGUUUCUGGUCUCAGGCCAACGCCCUUCUCAGGAAGAACCUAACUUUCCAGAAACGAAAUAUCAAGAGAAAUAUUUGGCUCAUUUCAUUUCCAAUCAUCCUGUGUUUAUUGACUCUUGUCCUCCAAAGAUUGUCGGACCAGAUAUGGGAUGAACCCGCUGAGUGUGGCUGUAGUAAAGAGGCAGGGUGUUACUAUGAAUAUUCUUAGGGCACAGAAUUUUCACCAGGCUAUUCCAAUUUUGAAGAUCCUGCUUUUACUUUGGAUCCCUUCAUCUAUUCUCUACAACGUCAUUGCCCACCAGACUUUAAUUUUUCAGUUUUCGUUUGGAAUGCCUCUGAUGAGUUGCGACAAGAGGCUUUAUGUGUUGAAGGCUUACCUUUGUGGCGCAACAGUUCUUCUAAGAUAAAUGCCUAUGGUUUCUCAAACUCAAAUGAGGAGAAUUUUAAUGUGAGCAUAUGGUACAAUUCAACUUAUAUUUCAUGGUGGAGUUCCUUAUAAACAAGCUAAAACAUAUAGUGGGGGUAUGAAGAUGAGGCUCAGUGUAGCAAUUUCACUCAUUGGGGAUCCCAAAGUGGUUUAUAUGGAUGAGCCUAGUACAGGACUAGAUCCAGCUUCCAGAAAAAAUUUAUGGAAUGUCAUUAAGUGUGCAUUGCAAGACCGGGCAAUGAUCCUCGCCAGUACUCUCUCUCUCCCCACAUUACUUGUUGAACUUGCAAAAAUGAGGUGUAACAAGCAUUACAAAUUAUCUGCGCUUUCUUGUUCCUCUUACUGUUGUGUAUUGCCCCUCGGCCCCUUGCACUUAAUUUCAAUUCUUAUUGCUCAACUUGAUGCUGUCAAUUACAUAAUGGUCUUGUUUUUUUAUGUUUCAGCCCAUUCAAUGCAGGAAGCAGAAGUCUUGUGUGAUCGAGUAGGUAUUUUUGUAGAUGGCAGCCUGCAGUGCUUAGGAAAUCCAAAAGAGCUGAUAGGUAGAUAUGGAGGACCUUAUGUGUUCACAAUAACAACAUCUUCAAUUCAUGAAGAAGAUGUGGAGAAAUUGGUGCGAACUCUCUCUCCUAGUGCUAACAAGAUAUACCAUGUAUCUGGAAUCCAGAAGUUUGAGCUGCCUAAAACUGAGAUCAGAAUGGCAGACAUCUUCAAAACAGUAGAGAUUGUGAAGAGCAAGUUCACCAGUUAUGCAUCGAACCUAGCUGAUGCUACGUUGGAGGAAGUCUUCAUCAAAGUUGCAUGCGGAGCUCAGGAAGCCAACGCGUAGCAUAGUGUUUCUGUACCAGAGUUCUUGUUAGAACUAUCUUUGUCAAAAAUUUCUUCCAUGUGUACCAAAACUCUUAGCUAGGAACCAUUGUUUAUAAAUGUUUUUUUUUCAUGUCACCUACCACUUCUUGUGGUACAACUCAUACACCUCAUGUAAUGUUGUGGACAAUCAGAAA
This is a messenger RNA of Prunus avium (sweet cherry), 1569 nucleotides long. The record is from RefSeq and is a predicted model, not a curated record. NCBI's taxonomy places the organism in Eukaryota, Viridiplantae, Streptophyta, Magnoliopsida, Rosales, Rosaceae.